GAUGCACGUGAUCCAGCGACGAGCACUGCGCCAGUCAAGUCGCGAAGGAUGAGGGUAAUGGCAUAAUGUCAUUUCCGUAAUUUGUUUAUAAACCGAGGGCCCUUUCCUUCCUUUCUUCUUAAAUACUCAAGUUCAUUAACUACUCCUCCACUCCCGAACUCUGAGAGAGAAGAUGGAAGCUCAUAAGCUGCUUCUAAGGAUUCGAGCUCCAUUAAUGGCGAUUGCCUCGUUGAGUGUGCUCGCUUAAGUCUAGGUGGGUCUCGAGAUUUGAACUCUUUCAGUGAAGAUUUCAUGGCCUUUUGAAUGUGCAAACUUUACGAUACUACAAGAGAAUGAUAAUGAUCAAGGAAAGAUUUGAAGAGCUGCUGACAACAAACACUUGGAAAAUUUAGAACCUCAGAAAACUUAACCAUGGAUCUCUUCAAACUCAACUGCAUUGCUCAUGCAUCACCUUCAAUGCUUCUUCUCUUUUUAUUGUGCUUACCAUCUCUAGCAACUUCAGAUUUGAGCUCUGAGAAGCAAGCUCUCCUUUCCUUUGCUAAUUCAAUUCACCACGGCUUGAAACUUAAUUGGAGCCCAAAUGCUCCAAUUUGUUCUUUGUGGAUCGGGAUCACUUGUACUAGAGAUCAAACCCAUGUCUUUGCCCUUAGGCUACCGGGUAUCGGGCUUUCUGGCCAAAUUCCCGCAAAUACCCUUGGCAAACUCGACCACCUUCAAGUCUUAAGCCUUCGAUCCAACCAUCUCAAUGGAGAUCUGCCUAUCGAUAUCUUGUCACUUCCAUCUCUUCAAAAUCUUUACCUUCAGCACAAUUACUUGUCUGGGAAAAUACCAAAUUCACUCUCUUCAGGGCUUGUCUCCCUUGAUCUCUCCUUUAACUCCUUUUCAGGAGAAAUUCCACUGGCAGUUCGAAAUCUCUCUCAACUUGCUGUUCUUAAUCUUCAGAACAAUUCUCUCUCUGGACCAAUCCCUGACCUCAAACUCCGAACAUUAAAUCAUUUAAAUCUUAGUUACAAUAAUCUUAAUGGUUCUAUACCCUCUUCCCUCCAAAACUUCACAAAUGAUUCAUUUGUGGGCAACAUUCAAUUAUGUGGCCCUCCAUUAUCUCAAUGCUCUUCAAUUCUUCCUUCCCCUUCACCAUCAUUAUCUCCCUUAUCAAAUCACCCUACGUUUCCUCAGACUAAAGGAAAGAGUACUACAAAGAAGCUAACUACAGGGGUCAUAAUUGUUAUUGUUGCUGGAGGAUUGGCCUUGUUCUUGCUAAUCACAAUCAUACUUAUCGUAUGUGUUGUGAAGAAGAAGGAUGGAGAAGGGAACAUAGCAUCAAGGGCGAAAAGUUUGACUAGUGGAAAGAAUGAGAAGCCUAAAGAGGAAUUUAGUAGUGGAGUUCAAAUGGCUGAGAAGAAUAAAUUGGUAUUUUUCGAUGGAUGUUCAUAUACUUUUGAUCUCGAGGAUUUGUUGAGAGCUUCAGCUGAGGUCCUAGGAAAAGGGAGUUUUGGGACGGCGUACAAGGCUGUUCUUGAGGAUGGAAGUAUGGUUGUUGUGAAGAGAUUGAAGGAGGUGAUAGUGGGAAAGAAAGAGUUUGAACAGCAGAUGGAAAUUAUUGGAAGAGUUGGUCGGCAUCAGAAUAUUGCGCCUGUUCGUGCAUAUUACUACUCGAAGGAUGAGAAGCUUAUGGUGUAUGAUUAUGCUCCUGCUGGCAGUUUCUCUAGCCUCUUGCAUGGAAACCGUGGCAGUGAAGCAAGAACCCCCUUAGAUUGGGACACAAGGGUGAAAAUCUUACUCGGCGCAGCAAAAGGCAUAUCUCAUCUCCACAGAGAAACCAACGGCAAACUCAUCCACGGCAACAUGAAGUCCUCAAAUAUCCUCCUAACCCAAGACCAAAACCCCAUAGUCUCCGACUAUGGCCUAACCCCAGUCAUGAACAACCCACCCUCUCCCUCGCGGGUCACUGUAGGCUAUCGCUCUCCUGAGCUCAUCCACACAGGGAAACAAACUUCAAAAUCCGACGUCUACAGUUUCGGGGUUGUGUUGCUCGAGAUGCUGACGGGGAAAUCGCCCGUGCAGGCACCGGGAUGCAAUGAUGUUGUGGAUUUGCCGAGGUGGGUGAGCUCUGUUGUGAGAGAAGAGUGGACGGCAGAGGUUUUUGAUGUGGAGCUGAUGAGGUGUGAGAAUGUUGAGGAGGAAAUGGUGCAGAUGUUGCAGCUUGGGUUGGCCUGCGUCGCGAGAGCGGUUGAUCAGAGGCCAACAAUGGAGGAGGUGGUUAAGAUGAUGGAGGAAAUCAAGGGGUUGGAUUCUGAGAGUCGGACGUCGAUGGAGGUUAAAGCUUCAGAGGUUGAAAAUUAUUGAGAUAUGCAAAUAAGUCUGUAUUUGUUAUCGUAACUUCCGUUAGCCUGUCUUGAUGUUGUCAUUGUAAUUUUCAACCAAUUUAUCUUUGAUUCAAUGAAGUGAUUGAUAUGUGGAUAUGGCAUCA
Molecule: messenger RNA, 2470 nt
Organism: Asparagus officinalis (garden asparagus)
Lineage: Eukaryota; Viridiplantae; Streptophyta; Magnoliopsida; Asparagales; Asparagaceae
Product: probable inactive receptor kinase At5g58300
Exons: 4
Coding region: 412-2346 (644 amino acids)
Biological process (GO): protein phosphorylation
Molecular function (GO): protein kinase activity; protein binding; ATP binding
Source: RefSeq, a predicted model, not a curated record